CAUAAUAAUCUCACUCCCUCCAUGCGACAACUUGUGAUCCUUGGAUAGCCUGAUCUCCAAAACCCGAACUCCAAAGACACACUUCUGAGUUUCAUCAACAACUUCGUACUCAAUUCUUAUCUUUCUAUCUCUCUUCAUUUACUGAAUUUUCCAAAGCCAAGUCAGAAACUCACAAUUUUAUGGCUACAAUCACAAACUUUCUCUCUAGAUCACCUUCAUCCCUUUCUACCUUUCCUAAAAUCGACCCAGCAUGUUUCCAGCCAGCCUCCUUUAUUGUGUCUUCCUUCACCAAGCGCAGACCACCACCAACAAGACUAGGAAUUAGUCGCACCAAAUUUGUCACAGAGGCCACCGCCGUCCCCACUACCCGGAAAGUAGAGAGCGAUGAAAGAGUUCAGCAGGUCCACAGUAUAAAAGAAUUCGACGAAGCCCUUCGUGCCGCUAAGAACAGGCUUGUAGUGGUGGAGUACGCGGCCAGUCAUAGCUACCAAAGCAGUAGGAUUUACCCGUUCAUGGUCGAUCUGAGCCGAACGUGCAGUGAUGUUGUUUUCCUUCUCGUCAUGGGUGACGAAUCGGAAGAGACGAAGGAGCUUUGCAAGAGAGAGAAGAUCGAUAAGGUCCCACACUUCAGCUUCUACAAGAGCAUGGAGAAGAUCCAUGAAGAGGAAGGGAUCGGGCCGGACCAGCUAAUGGGGGAUGUGCUCUACUAUGGUGAUAACCACUCUGCUGUGGUGCAAUUGCAUUCCAGGGACGACGUAGAGAAGUUGAUCGGAGAACACAAGGCCGAUCAUAAGCUGAUUGUGCUCGAUGUCGGGUUGAAGCAUUGUGGGCCCUGUGUCAAGGUCUAUCCGACGGUGCUUAAGCUAUCCAGGCAGAUGGCUGACACGGUUGUCUUCGCUAGGAUGAACGGCGAUGAGAAUGAUAGCUGCAUGCAAUUCUUGAAGGACAUGGAUGUGAUUGAGGUGCCUACUUUUUUGUUCAUCAGAGAUGGUGACAUCUGUGGAAGGUACGUGGGUUCGGGUAAAGGGGAGCUUAUUGGAGAGAUUCUUAGAUACCAAGGAGUUCGGGUUACAUAAAGUUGUCUUACAAAAAUUACAAUCAGGUGCAUGAUAACUGUUGAGAUGCAACGAUAUCAUUAAUUUAUUAUAGAAAGCAAUUAAGGGCCCAUUUUGUAAUUACUCUUAAUUGUAUGGUUUAUUGUGGAAUGGAAUGCGUGAGGUGAGGAAUUAAUGGGUUAAAAAAAAAAAAAAAACUUGAAUGAAUUGCUUUAAGUUGAGUUGCUUGA
Messenger RNA from Nelumbo nucifera (sacred lotus), 1285 nucleotides. It is a transcript of the gene CDSP32, whose product is annotated as chloroplastic drought-induced stress protein of 32 kD. The record is from RefSeq and is a predicted model, not a curated record. Gene Ontology annotation, molecular function: oxidoreductase activity, acting on a sulfur group of donors, disulfide as acceptor. Lineage: Eukaryota; Viridiplantae; Streptophyta; Magnoliopsida; Proteales; Nelumbonaceae.